AUGGUCAAGUUAGCCACAGCCGUUGUGUACAUUAAUGAUGCAGCUGGAUAUCUUCAUCCCUGUAGAGCACUAUUGGACUCAGGAUCACAAGUUAGUUUUAUAACUGAUGCCUGUGCCCAAUUUCUUGGAUUGUCUAAAACAAAAUGUUUUAUACCAAUAGUUGGUAUCAACUCAAUGAAGUCAGAUGCACAGAGAUUGCAACCUGUUGUUAUGUACUCUCGGUUUGAAAAUUACAACGUUUCAUUAGACCUUCAUCUACUUCCUUCAAUCGCAAAUGAUAUGCCAUCUCAAUUAAUACGUUUAGAUCAGUCGAAGAUUCCAGAUAUUGUUAAUGAACAAUUGGCAGAUCCAAGCUAUGAUACACCAGGCAUGAUAGAUAUAUUACUUGGUGCAGAAAUGUUUUAUACACUUUUCAGUGGAGAAAAAGUUGACAUUACAAAUAAUUUAGUGUUUCACAAAACCACACUUGGGUGGGUUCUUACUGGAAGGGUAUUAAAUAGAGAAGUUAUACUACAGUAUAGACCUUCUGCUUGCGUUUGUGCUAACGAUUCAACCAUAAAUUCAGCGCUUUCACUAUUUAUCAGUAAUUCAAGUGUUCGUAAAGAUGAAGAAGAUGGAGCUGAACAGCAUUUUAAGAAGACACACAGAGAUGAUUCAGGACGAUUAGUUGUUAGCCUUCCGUUAAAUACUAAAAUUAGUUCGCUUGGUAAAUCUAAACACAUGGCGCAACAACGAUUCUUCAAUUUGGAAAAACGGUUAUGUAAAGACAGGGAACUAUGCGGAGCCUACCAUAAGUUAUGUCAGAGUACAUAG
Diuraphis noxia (Russian wheat aphid) is the source of this 813-nucleotide messenger RNA. RefSeq lists its product as uncharacterized. Gene Ontology annotation, biological process: proteolysis. Gene Ontology annotation, molecular function: aspartic-type endopeptidase activity. NCBI's taxonomy places the organism in Eukaryota, Metazoa, Arthropoda, Insecta, Hemiptera, Aphididae. The record is from RefSeq and is a predicted model, not a curated record.